This is a messenger RNA of Salvia hispanica, 666 nucleotides long. RefSeq names its product cytochrome b-c1 complex subunit 9-like. Gene Ontology annotation, biological process: mitochondrial electron transport, ubiquinol to cytochrome c. NCBI's taxonomy places the organism in Eukaryota, Viridiplantae, Streptophyta, Magnoliopsida, Lamiales, Lamiaceae. The record is from RefSeq and is a predicted model, not a curated record. Gene Ontology annotation, cellular component: respiratory chain complex III.
UUCUAGUUAGGGUUUAUGUAUUUGUAUUUCACUCUCGCUUUCUGUUUCAAUUUUUAGCUGAAUUACUGUUAUUAAUUUUGGUCUUUUAUCUUCUUCGUGUAGUGAUUCGGAACCUAAUUGACCGUGAACGAUGAGUAAGCUUCAGAGCGGCGGCGCGUGGGAGGGCAUGUAUAGAUUGGUCAUGCGCCGCACUCCGGUCUAUGUCACCUUCGUCCUCGUCGGCGCUUUUGUCGGUGAACGCGCCGUCGAUCGUGGAAUUCACGCUCUAUGGGAACACAUCAACGUUGGGAAACGCUAUGAGGAUAUUUCGGUUCUGGGACAGAGACAGUCCGAAGGGUGAAGUGACAGCGAUGAACAAUUUGCCAUGGCAUCCUUUUCUUUUCCAUAGCUUAGAAGAUGCAUUUUGAUGUUCAAUAAUUGUUACCCGAUUUCUCGUUCCUGCAACGCGCCUGCAGUUUUCUUAACAUGGAAUUACUGGCAAAUUUGGAGUUGCAGUUUUUCUUUUCUUUCCCUUUGCAGUUGAUAAGUUCUAGUGCUAUAUUUUUGAGUGUCCUGUUCAUUUUGAACAUGGGUUUAACUCGAGGAGAAAUAUUUCACUGAACAAUAUACGGAUUAUAAUUCAUUUUUCUUGAAUGCCAUGGAAAUCAAUAGGUGGAGUACGUCAAA